Messenger RNA from Sipha flava (yellow sugarcane aphid), 204 nucleotides. RefSeq lists its product as uncharacterized. The annotation marks the transcript as partial. The record is from RefSeq and is a predicted model, not a curated record. Lineage: Eukaryota; Metazoa; Arthropoda; Insecta; Hemiptera; Aphididae. The transcript is spliced from 3 exons. Gene Ontology annotation, molecular function: protein binding.
AAUAUGGAUGAAUUUAUCAAAAACUGGUUAAAUUAUAUUGGGUUUCAACAUUUAGUGAAUAAAUUUGAAGAGGGAGAAAUUAAUAAAACAGUUUUGAUGAUAUUAACUGAGUUAAUGUUGAAAGAUUUAAUUCCCAAAAUUGUCCAAAGAGCAAAGUUUAUUAAUGAGUUGGAAAAACUAAAAAUACUAAGUUCAGCUCCUUAA